UUGCUGCUGCUGCCGCCGCCGCCGUGGGGAGGGGGCGCAGAGGAGACCCUCGGGGGCUUCGCAAGAAAAUACUGGUACCUUGUAAAGGCAGUCUUUCGAGCAGCAUCAUUUCGGCUUGCCAGUUUGACUCUUACAUUCUUAAAGCAGCGGACAACAAUCUCCACACUUUGAAUGGAAAGGAAGUCUUUAUACAAGGAAAUAUGAUCGUCCUUGGGGGUGAAUUUAACCAGCGUUGCUCAAUACCUAUUCUCUUUGAGGAGACGUUUUACAAUGACAGGGAAGAGAGCUUUAACAUCCUUUGUAUAGCUCAUCCUCUAGAAAAAAGUGAAAAUAAAGAACCAUCCUCGACGACAUCCAACUCUUACUCCUUGAAAAACAUGGAAGAUGUGAAAGAAUUCUUGGGAAGGCAUGCAGAAAAAUUCGAUAAAGCCAUUGCAUCUUUCCACCGGACUUUCAAGGAGCAUGACAGGAAAAUCCUGCGACACUACAUAGAUUCUGUGAACGCCCUCUACACCAAAUGCAUCCAGCAGCUGUUGAGAGACUCCCACUUUAGAAUGCUUGCAAAGCAGGAACUUCAGAUGAACCUGAUGAAACAAGCGGUGGAUAUGUAUGUCCAUCACUCUCUCUAUGACGUCAUCUUCAAAUACGUGGGGACCAUUGAAGCCAGUGAGGAUGCAGCUUUCAACAAAAUCACCCGAAGUUUACAAGAUCUGCAGCAGAAAGAUCUGGGCAUCAAGCCUGAGUUCAGGUGAAUUCUCAACUGUUUUAAAGGGUUUUUCUAGCACGGUUUUGUUUUAUUUUCUUCCUGAAGAAAGACUGGAUGGAUAAACUUGGGAAAACCGAGGCAGCUAACUUCUUGCUUCUUAAAAAAAAAAAAAGGGAAGGGUUCAUGCCUUUUUAUUAGAGGCUUUCAUGUGUGUGACCCAAAGGAUGCAAUUUGCUAUUCCUGCUUUAAAUAGAUCUUGGCCUAACCUUUUGCUCAUCGCUGCCUUGGGCUGUUAACUCCUUUUGGACAGACGAACACUGAAACUGAUCUGUAAACCAGCAUUUAUUUCUAGUUUCCGGCAACAAACAUCCCACAGCGAACGGUGGUUUGCUUAGCAACUGCCAAGUUCACUUAACGACCGCUGCAAAAGGGUUAUAAAAUCAGGACUGAUGAUGACCUGCUUAAACGCAGGCUCACUUUCGGUUGUAAGUCAAGGAUAAUAACCUAGCAAGUAAAUUGUCAGAAGGAAUUCUUUAAAAAAAUGGAGUUA
Thamnophis sirtalis is the source of this 1256-nucleotide messenger RNA. The record is from RefSeq and is a predicted model, not a curated record. NCBI's taxonomy places the organism in Eukaryota, Metazoa, Chordata, Lepidosauria, Squamata, Natricidae.